AUGAUCUGCGGAAGUUGCCCCGUUGAAAAGAAGUGCCACGGAGCUUUCGUCGAAGCUAAUGUAGUUAGCUAGCUAACGCUUUAAUUCAAGAUAUAUGAUGGAUUACAGACGAUCGCGUUGUAUUUCUUUGUAACAAUGUAUUUGGUUGUUUCAGAGUACAUGCUAACCGAGAACAAAGGCUCCGUUUUCGAGGUUAAUCUCGUAAAAUAGCUGCGGUUUAUACACAGUCAACGGAAUGCACGUUGGAAGACCCUUCGGUAGUUUUAGUUCAUAUUGCGUCUAGUUUUGGUCGGGUCUGCUGUUUUUACAGCACCUGAUAUGACGCAUUUAUAAACUGCGUUUGCUUUAAAACACAAGAAGUCUAACUCGCACCGGAUUGGAAGGUGUAUUGGUUGAUUGUACCCGAUUAACAAGGUUGAACGCAUAGGGACACCUUGUCUUAAGCUACAAAUACAGUUGAAGGUUCUUGGAGCACACAUGAAGGAGAUGGAGAGAAACGUGAUGCGUCUGGUGGCUGUGGAGCAACUGCGAGCUGCCUGUGGAAUAAAGAUAAAGAAUUGGAAUAAAAACAAACAGGGCAGCAAGGCAGUAACUACUCAAUCGGCCAAGGUUUUUGGGAUGUCGCUGGAGAGCCUUCCAUAUUAUAAUAUGGAACAUGGCAGUGUGCCAAGGUUUCUAGUGGAUGCCUGCAUGCAGCUGACGGCCCACAUAGACACAGAGGGCUUGUUCAGAAAGUCGGGCUCCGUUGUUCGCCUGAAGGCACUCAGGGCCAAGCUGGAUGCGGGCGAGGACUGCCUAUCCGGCGCCCUGCCCUGCGACAUUGCCGGCCUGGUGAAGCAGUUCUUCAGAGAGCUGCCCGAGCCCAUCCUGCCAACGGAGCUGAACGAGGCCCUGCUCAAAGCCCAGCAGCUCCCCACAGAGGAGGACAGGACGUCGGCCGUGCUGCUGCUGUCUUGCGUUCUGUCGGAGAAGAACCUCAGCGUCCUGCGUCACUUUUUUGACUUCGUCCACAACGUUUCCCUGAGGAGUGCAGAGAACAAGAUGGACAGCAGCAACCUGUCUGUGAUCCUGGCACCCAACCUCCUCCAUUCUGGGGACGGGAGCGAGAAGAUGAACGCCAACACGGAGAAACGCCUCAGGCUGCAGGCGGCAGUCAUCCGCUGCUUCAUAGACAAUUCCAAAGAUUUCGGUAUGUUGCCACCGUUCCUCAUGGAGAAGGUUCCCGCCAUGAUGGGCUGUGACGGAGGUUCCCAAUCUCCGUCCCACGAGGAGCAGGAGAACGCGGGUUCCAGAAGGCGUAGACGUAGCCUAGGAGAUAUGGUCAAUGGUGCUCUGAAUAAGAUAAAAACUAAUAGAACGCCUACAAAAACCUUGCAGACAGACAGUUUUGUCUUUUCCUCCGCUACUCCUGUGAUCGCAACACCGUCGAAGCGCAAACUUCCCAUGGAAUCCGGUCAGAGUUUCGGAUUCUCAAACAAGAAACGUAGAUCCAUCAAAAAGACCGGUUUAGACUUUCUUCCAAACGCUCUGUUCAGUGGAGCCUCCACGCCUGGAUCAGCAUACAGUGCAUCAGGAGUUUUGGAUAAGUCCUCCUCGAAGCAUGCCAUGUCCCCAGCAGCACGAUCCAGUGUUCGCUCAGCUGCCCGAAGGAAGAGCAGACGACUGAGCAGCAGGCACGUCGUCCAGAGAGUUGAAUCAGGAAAGGCUGGGUGCUUUUCCCCCAAAGUCAGUAAGAAGGAAGAGCCUCGCAAGUCUAUCCGCUCGCGCUUCAGCCUGGGAAAGAGCAGCAAAGAUGCUGGAUCUGUAUCCAUUGGCUGGCGACUUGCCACUCAGGAGAGCACCAGCAGUUUUUGCCCCACCAGAGACGCAGAGUUCACCCCCGCUGCUAAAAAGGAGUCAAAGAGCUCCAAGUUCAUCAGCAAAUCUGAGGACAACCUGCUAUCCCCUCACCGCGACUCGGCCCCCCAGCAGACCUCAUGGUGCCCCGAGACCCCGGACGGCCCCCGGGCCUUCGGUGGCAGGUCGUUCACGGACACCCCGUUGAACCGUGGCCUGAAGAGCAACUACUUCUCAGAGCCGGCCAUCGUGGCCUGCAAGCCUCCCGCAGGGCCGAGCCUACCCAUGAGGCUGUGUUGUGCCUCGAGCGCAGAGAGCCUGGAGAGCAACUACGGUUCCCUCGCGCACGCCCAGGUGGCUCCCAUCCCGACCCAACCAUCUGAGGGUUUCAAAGUCCCUGCCGACGGCACCCCCAGAGAAGACGAGCAGACGCAGCCUUCAGCCAGCCUCCUGAUGCCCCCCCCGGAGACCCCAACUCUCAGGGUACUUUCUACAGACCUCGAGCGUUCCGGCCGUACGACGCCAAAGAGAAAGCUGGCCGAUGACCAAAACAUCACCUUCAGCCAGAUGGAACUGGCCGCACUGUCUCCUUUGCAUAUUGACAGUGCGCUGUUCGAGUCUGGCCUGUAUUUUAACCGAGGGGUUAAGACCCCCGAUGGUUCCCUGUGUGGUGCUGCGGCCGGCUCUUUAAGCUGCAACAACGGCUCCAUGGGGGGCGAGGAGGCCGAUGAGGGAGUUCAACACAUCAACUGCAGCCAACUGAUCGAUGCCCUGGACAUCCAGAGCCCCGCUCACUUCAAACUGGGCGUCUCCGCCGGCUUACAGUCCACCCCGUGUAGAAUGAACCUGGACUUUCACGGCGACUUUAAUAAAACCUCAGAGGAGGACAAAGGCGACGGUGCCACGAUCGAAAAGACAGAGGCCCUAAACCAGCUACCAGUGUUGGGAGAUCUAUCUCCUGAAUCUCAGAGGCCUCGAGUGGCGGACCACAUCCAGCACUUCAACACGCUCACGUUGUACUCUCCCAGGGGCGCCAAGGCCAAAGGGGGCCGGACGCCCCUGAAGUUCCAGCGCACGCCCGUGCGGCAGUCGGUCCGCAGGAUCAACUCCCUCCUGGGCGACAGCCGGAGAGCCAAGCUGGGCCUGCGGCUCUCCACCAGCCAGAGCGGUCCGGCUGGGAAGUCGGUAAGCCUGGAGAGCGUCCUCCCCUCAGCGUCCCAGCUUCAACCGUACCAGGGAGAAGAACCAGCCGCGCCGCCCGCGGGCAAAGUAGGCGGCGCAAAGAUACCGCCCCCGGUGCCGCCGAGGAAGCCCAGCAGCACGUUGGCUCGGAAGCACAGGGUUUGUGCUCUGGGUGACGUGACGAACCAGGUGCCGUCGAGGACAGCGAGGGACUCUUCAGACCCUGUCGGUAAGACGGGCGUGUCGGAGGGCAGGAAGACCCGUCUGCAGCAUGUAGCUGAUAAGGAUGUGCAGCAUUACAGGGGUUCACCUAGAAACCCGCUCAGUGAGGUCCGACUGCUGUCUGCUACCAAGCCCAUCGAUUUGUAGAAAGUCUUCUGUGCCAAUUUUUCGGUUCACUGUCCAGGUUUUGUAAAGAGGUGCUUUUAAAACCGUUUCUGGGAGUUUAAUUUAUUUUGACCUGGAUUCUCUGAUUGUCUUAAUUUGUUGUGCUUUUGCUUCAUGCGAUGCUUCUAAGCAGUUGCCUUAAUGUAGUUUUGCUCUAGUUUUCCAUCUAAAGGAAGCUUGGACAUUUCAACACAUUUAAUUUAGUUCUGCUUCAAUAAGCAAGUGACAAGGUACAAUUGGUAAGAACAUUCAUCUUUAGAUUAAGUUUUUAAUUUAAAAUUGUUUUAAAUCAACUUUACUUGUGGUUUCAAAAAAAAGAUUGAGGGAAAAAAUUAUGUUGUUUUUUUUGCAGUAAUUGUACUGGAUUUCCACUACAUCAAAUGUCAAAGCAGUGUAUUUUGGUAACGAAUUUUGCUAUACAGUAUUAAUCUGGGUAUUGUGUCAUGUACAUUUACACCCUUUUGAAUAUGCUGUUUGGAAUGGCUCAACCAAUUAAAAUCUUAUAUUGAUUGACAUUA
Messenger RNA from Gadus morhua (Atlantic cod), 3923 nucleotides. It is a transcript of the gene arhgap11a, whose product is annotated as Rho GTPase activating protein 11A. Lineage: Eukaryota; Metazoa; Chordata; Actinopteri; Gadiformes; Gadidae. Gene Ontology annotation, biological process: signal transduction. The record is from RefSeq and is a predicted model, not a curated record. Gene Ontology annotation, molecular function: GTPase activator activity. The transcript is spliced from 12 exons. The coding region runs from base 478 to 3387 and encodes 969 amino acids.